Molecule: messenger RNA, 891 nt
Organism: Guyanagaster necrorhizus
Lineage: Eukaryota; Fungi; Basidiomycota; Agaricomycetes; Agaricales; Physalacriaceae
Exons: 1
Coding region: 1-891 (296 amino acids)
Source: RefSeq, a predicted model, not a curated record
AUGUCAGACUAUUGGAAACCCCAGUCUGACCCCCUAAGCUAUUCUCCAGGAGACUACCACCCCGCCAGCAGUGCAGUUUAUGUCGUUCCUGACCCUUUCAACAUAAACUCGCCCCGACAGGACCACGGUUGCUCAUCUUCAAUGAAUCUUCACCCACCAUCAUACCAAACAGAUUUCUAUCCAUCAGUGAUAUCGAGCAUGGUGCCUUUGUCCAGACCCACGGAGCUGGAGAGCAUGGACGAGGAGAUGGAGGAAGACUACGCCUCGAUGGCAUCGGCGUCAUGCAACAGCUCCCAGCCGUGCGAUAGACAGACAGACUGGGCCUACUCCCCAAUGAUGGACUCGCCCUGCCCAUCGUUUGAAUCCCUCGGUCACGACUCACGCGAACCCUUCCUCAGAGACAAGCUCGCUCCAUUUGAGCCACUCUACCUUCAUGAUUACGAGCACGGCAUCCAUUCGGUCCUUUCCGAGGAGCAGGCCGUUUACCAGGACCUCGUCAUCGAUACUCGGUGUGCACCGCCCAUCAUUUUUGGGCGUGAUGACCACACUCAGAUCUCUCCCUCGGAUGUUACCCCUUCGCCGUUGGCAUCGAUGGAUUAUAAUCUACCGGAGCCAUCUGACUGGCGGACUCUCUACCAACCCCCAUUCCCACAACAACAGCAACCACCCUCAACGCCACCUUUUGUAUCCUUGACCGUUCCGUCAUCCAUUCCCAUUCAUCAACCCCGUCCCAUCCGUAAACCCAAUUUUCGUAUGAUGGAGUUCGCGGCAUCCCUAGAGGCAGAGGCGGCUGUCGGCUCAUCUCCCCAUGAUUCUCUUCAUCUUUGCCAAGGUCCAUCGAGUCAUCCACAUCUGCCCAUCACUCACAUUGACGGCAUGGGGCGUUAUUAG